AGUGGUUGACGGGAAGUGAUCUCAGCGGAGGGUUCUCAUCAAUGGAUGGCUACGGAGGGGAGGGGAGUCGACAGGACAUGCGGCCACCCCUCCCCGCACAACAGCCUCAGGGACACCAGCUGAUGAGGCUGGAGAGCGACGAUCAUGGUCUUGGGAGGCGAGUGGCCACCGGACCGACCAUUACCCACAGCUCCACAAACAAGGUGGGCCUGGAGAGUGAGAGUCACGGCACACCCGUGAGCAGGGCCCCCAGAAAUGGCGUCAGCCUGAGCAGGAGAUAUCACUGUUCAUACUGCACCUACAGUUCAUCUGUUACCACCAACUACAGGAAUCAUAUGCGUACUCACACAGGGGAAAAGCCUUACUCAUGUCCUCAUUGUCCAUACAGUGCAACCACAAGAACCACUCUGAAAAGGCAUGUACGAACUCAUACUGGAGAGAGACCAUAUGCUUGCUCAUAUUGUUCAUACCGCUCAAAUCAGAAAGGAACACUCACAAGCCACAUACUUGCACAUCAUGCAACAACUGUUAGUGUGACUAAAAUGAGUCUUCACACUGGUGACCUGAGGACUGGCGGAAGACGAGGUGCAGGCGCGGGUUGCGUCUCCAUUGCCAGCCACAGGAUGCACCAGUGUCCCUACUGUGGCUACUCCGCAAGGAAGGCUGCUCACUUUAGCUCUCAUGACCCCAUAGACAGAGUAGGGCUGGACACAUCCCGUAGGAUGAGUGGCGGAGGAGGUGCACCUGGAGCUGAGAAUGACCACAGUACUGUCACUAAGAAGCGUAUGUGCCUCCACUGUCCAUACAGUACAAAUGUUGCCACAAACUUACGAAACCACAUGCGCACACACACAGGCGAAAAGCCAUUUUCGUGCCCAUACUGUCCUUACUCAGCCAUAACAAAGGACAACCUGAAGAGACACAUUCGUGGUCAUACAAGAGAAAGUUCCUUUGAGUGUCCCAUGUGCCCAUUCAAGUGUAUAGAUAAGAGUGCCAUCAUGAACCACAUGGUAACUCAUCAUCCACAAUGGUAUGCAAUAUUUUUCAUUGCAAAUAAAGUGAAAAAUGGAAUUCUUGCUGUUUAUUUUUUGUACAUUUCUCUCCUAAUUUGGAGCAUACUAGAUGCAUUGAACUCAGUGUACAACUGUGUUAAGGAAUGCAACUAUCAUGUUGAAAAGUGUAAAGCUUAUAAAGUUUCAUGGUUUACCAACUUGAAGGUGGUGCAGGGCAGAGGACGUGAAGAGACAGAUAAGAAGAACACAGGGGUCAAGCCAGGUGUGGUCAUCCAUAGGAAGAUGUACAAGUGCCCUGCCUGCCCAUAUGAUACAGUUUACCCAACAAAUUUGAGGAACCACAUGCGCACACAUACUGGAGAGAAGCCCUAUGCCUGUGCCCAUUGUUCCUAUCGGGCAAUACAGAAAGUGGCUCUGAAAAGUCACAUGUUAACGCACCACCCAGAUGUGAAUACAAUGUAAUGAGAUUUUUGCUUUUUUUUUAUGGCUACCAUUUACAUGUCAUGGUAUAAAUUCUAUUAUCCACACCUUUGUCUCACAACCAUUUUCUUGUAUUUUUUAUCCAUCAUUUUCAUAUUUGUAACAACUAAUUACAAAUAUCAUCAUUGACCUCGGGCUUAUAUGAAUUUUAGUGUUUAAUAAGGUGCCUCUUUAAGUAAAGUGUGUUUACUUAAUGCUUCUGGUAGAACUGAAGUUACACUGUACUUAUUACAGUUUUAUUUAUUUGAUUAUUAAUAACUUUCAUGAAAGUACUUCAACUGAUGUUUUAUUACAUAAAGAGCCAUUUGAUAUAUUAUAUGUUAUUUAUUCUACUUCCAAUCAUCCAUGUGCUUACACACACAUCCAGCACAUAUGUGCAGGAACAAACAUGUAUGCUGUCACACACCUGUAUAUGAACAUGUUUCCCCACAUUCAUACACACUUGCACACAUGAAUACACAUGUACUCAUACUUAGACACACACAUACUCACACUUGCAUUCACAUUCACGCUCACUUGCACACAUACACAUAAACG
Molecule: messenger RNA, 2030 nt
Organism: Penaeus indicus
Lineage: Eukaryota; Metazoa; Arthropoda; Malacostraca; Decapoda; Penaeidae
Product: zinc finger protein 513-like
Exons: 8
Coding region: 42-1475 (477 amino acids)
Biological process (GO): regulation of transcription by RNA polymerase II
Molecular function (GO): RNA polymerase II transcription regulatory region sequence-specific DNA binding; DNA-binding transcription factor activity, RNA polymerase II-specific
Source: RefSeq, a predicted model, not a curated record